UCUUCUAGAACUAGAAAUGCCUCAAAAUCAUCUGCAACAAGUUUGGGAUGGAGAUCAGCAUUUCCCAAAUUUACAAUUAAUGAAUCUAAGAGGCUCGAAACAUCUCAUUGAUCUUCCAGAUCUCUCUCAUGCCCCCAAUAUCAGAAUGAUAUAUCUUGACGAAUGUGAAAAUUUGGCUCAGAUUCAUUCUUCAAGUAUCCUGAGCAAGCUUUCCCAGUUGUCCAUUCGAGACUGCAAAAAGCUUAGACUCAUUAACAUUGGUGGCAAUAUUAAGGAGACAAGCUCAGGUCUAGUGGCUACCUACAAUUUUCUGGAUCUGAUUAACUUGUCAUUCCAUAAAUUCACUGUGAAGCUCUUCAUCUCUAGCCACGCCAAUACUUUCUCUGGGUUUCGGAUUAAGCUUGUCUCUGUAUCAUUCAGGGAGAUAUCAUCGUGGCCAGAUCAGUGCAUGGACAAUGCAAAGUUGAACUUUUCGUCUUUACUUCCCUUCGUCACUCCAAUUCGUUGGUUAGAUCUUCCCAUUGAGUUUGGCAGUUUCAACAAACACUACGACUAUAUCUCUUCUCAUAAACAGCACACAGUUGAGCAGCCUAAGGAUAUAAACAUGAAUGAUCUGACCGUCGCACCAAGAGACACAUUGGGGCUUGAAGAUCAGAAGAUAAUAACAGAGGAAGUUACAGAUUAUCAUAUUUCUGAUGAUGCAAAAUGGAGGGCGUUGGAGAUUGAAGAGGUGAUAUUAACAGAAGAGGAAUGUUGCAGCCGUACAGGUGAUGGAUUUGCAAGAGUUCCCAAUGGCAUGACACGCUGGUCAUUAUUGACACAAGUGACAUUACAGAAAGAUGAGAUUAUUAGGAGCAACAUUAUUGUUCCUGGCAUUUCGAUCUUGAGAUCACUUGCAGAAUUGGAUUGCAAGAGCAUUCGACCUCUCGUAGAUUUUAGAAUGUCACUGGAUAAUGGAUCAACACUUUGGGGCGGUCAUGAGAUUUCAGCAGCAGCAACCCAAAAAUCUAAUGAGCCUGCUGAUCUUAAUGCCGAUAUUUGGCAACCAUUGGCUGGAGGUUUCUACGCUGAUUUACCAAUUAACUUACAUCGUGACAUAAUUUGGUUCCUUUUCUUGUUCCAACCAAGAAAAGACAUUGAAAUGAAGUUAGAGUUAGGGCCACACCCUGACAAUUUUAGCCCAUAAGGGCUCGGGUCAUUAUGAAGUCCGAUCCAUAUAAAAGAUGGCCACAGAAGUUGCUAUUAUUAUAGUUGCCCUGGCCACACCCUUAAUAUCUACUCCUCUGAUCCUAUUUAGAAGUUAGUAUUUCUAAUUAUUUUUAUCAAAAUAAAUAAAAAUAUUAAAUUUCA
Messenger RNA from Prosopis cineraria, 1350 nucleotides. RefSeq lists its product as uncharacterized. Bases 17 to 1186 code for a protein of 389 amino acids. The record is from RefSeq and is a predicted model, not a curated record. The transcript is spliced from 2 exons. Lineage: Eukaryota; Viridiplantae; Streptophyta; Magnoliopsida; Fabales; Fabaceae.